CCUACAGAAGAAAAGGAAGGAGAAGAAGAGGCAGAACAUGAAACGUGGAAACGACGUCGCCAUGGUAACAUACACAACCGUGUAAAGAUAACUAGCAUAACCGUUUUGGAAACAAAAGAUUCGUUUUUGUAAGCUAUGGAGGGGUCAGAUACAUACCUCAUACGACCGAAUCAUCAGCACAGAUUUAAGCCAGCUAUUGUGAAGGACUGCAUUCAUGAAAUCCUUCGGGAGCAACUGUCAGGGCAGCACUAUGACCCAGCAGAUCUACCAGAUCUAUCCCGCACACUGGCAGACUGCAUUAAGGACAAAGUGAAAGAUGUGGGGUUUGACAGAUAUAAGCUUGUGGUGCAAGUUGUCAUUGGAGAACAACGUGGAGAAGGAGUCAAGAUGUGUUCCAGGUGUUUCUGGGAUGCAGACACAGACAGCUAUGCUGGGGAUGUUUUCGUGAAUGACAGUUUGUUCUGUGUGGCCGCUGUUUUUGGAUGCUACUACUACUGAGGACUGUCAGUGUUGUCCAACAUCCACAGUCUUCCACAGUGACCAGCCAGAGCUCCAGUGCUCAUCCACAGUGCACUGUUCCAAAGUUGACUGUAUGUUAAUUUGAAAUGCAUGAUAAGACUGCAUCAUGUAAAUUCUUACUAUAACAGUAUGUACGUUGCUACGGCACAUACUUAUUGUACAUAAAAUUGUUGGAAUAAGCUUUGUUAUGAUUGGAGAGUAUGUUUGAAAUAUGUUUG
Molecule: messenger RNA, 737 nt
Organism: Myripristis murdjan (pinecone soldierfish)
Lineage: Eukaryota; Metazoa; Chordata; Actinopteri; Holocentriformes; Holocentridae
Gene: dynlt2b
Product: dynein light chain Tctex-type 2B
Exons: 5
Coding region: 136-498 (120 amino acids)
Biological process (GO): microtubule-based movement
Cellular component (GO): cytoplasm; cytoplasmic dynein complex
Molecular function (GO): dynein intermediate chain binding
Source: RefSeq, a predicted model, not a curated record